This is a messenger RNA of Populus euphratica (Euphrates poplar), 2168 nucleotides long. RefSeq names its product 4-hydroxybenzoate polyprenyltransferase, mitochondrial-like. Gene Ontology annotation, cellular component: mitochondrial inner membrane. Gene Ontology annotation, molecular function: 4-hydroxybenzoate polyprenyltransferase activity. Bases 32 to 1195 code for a protein of 387 amino acids. Gene Ontology annotation, biological process: ubiquinone biosynthetic process. Lineage: Eukaryota; Viridiplantae; Streptophyta; Magnoliopsida; Malpighiales; Salicaceae. The transcript has 9 exons. The record is from RefSeq and is a predicted model, not a curated record.
CAUUUCAAAACUGGAGCUUUCUCUCCUCAAAAUGGCGUCGUUUUUACUCCGUCGCGCUUCCUGUAGCGCCACCAGGAUCCUGUCGUCCGCACUCUCUCUGCCAACCGCCACCGUAAUCCCCAAAUCGAACCCUAGCCCUAAUUUUAUCUAUCACCACUAUGUACUUCACCAUUUCGCUCAGUUUUCCCGCCAAAAUAAAAUUCCUAGCCCUUAUUUAACCUUCAUCAAGGAAAUCUCCACUAUUCCAAGCACAAAAGAAGAGAAAGAACAGAAGCGAAACAAUGGAGAGUUGCCAAAAAGAGGAGAGAAGUCUUGGAUUGAUGUCUAUUUGCCUAGACAAGUCAGGCCUUAUGCACAUUUAGCUAGGCUUGAUAAGCCCAUUGGGACCUGGCUUCUUGCUUGGCCUUGUAUGUGGUCAAUCUCAUUGGCAGCAGAACCUGGAAGUGUACCUAACUUUAAGAUGAUGGCGUUAUUUGGUUGUGGGGCUUUGCUUUUAAGAGGAGCUGGGUGUACUAUAAAUGAUUUGCUAGAUAGAGAUAUUGAUACGAAGGUCGAAAGGACAAAGCUAAGGCCAGUUGCCAGUGGUCUUUUGACGCCAUUUCGAGGGCUUUGUUUUCUUGGUUUUCAAUUGUUUUUGGGUCUUGGGAUUCUUCUUCAACUGAAUAAUUAUAGCCGUAUUUUGGGAGGUUCAUCCUUGUUGCUAGUCUUCUCAUAUCCCCUUAUGAAGAGAUUUACAUUUUGGCCUCAAGCAUAUCUUGGUUUAACAUUCAAUUGGGGAGCUUUACUGGGUUGGUCUGCAGUUAAGGGGAGUCUGGAUCCAGCUAUUGUGGUACCACUAUAUGCUAGUGGAGUAUUGUGGACCCUGGUGUAUGAUACAGUAUAUGCUCAUCAGGAUAAGGAAGAUGAUCUUAAAGUGGGUGUUAAAUCAACGGCCUUGAGAUUUGGGGAUUCAACAAAGGAGUGGAUCACUGGGUUUGGAACUGCAUGCAUUAGUAGUCUUGCCCUCUGUGGAUUCAAUGCGGAUAUUGGGUGGUCAUUUUAUGCAUUUCUGGCAGCUGCUUCGGGUCAAUUAGCUUGGCAAAUAUGGACGGUUGACCUAUCAUGCCGGGCUGAUUGCAAUAGAAAAUUUGUGUCAAACAAAUGGUUUGGUGCCAUUGUUUUUAGUGGCAUUUUAUUUGGUAGACUUUGGUCAUAGAGAUAUUGUCACUUUUCAGUAAAGCUGACAACAUAAUGUGGUUCUGAAUUUGACCCUCUUAGGGUGUUCUUGCUUGACAUCAUCUUGAUGACAAGGCAAACGCAUAAAAGAUAUGUCUUUUGUGGCUGCUUGCAGGUUUAUUAGUUUCCUCCACAAUGUUUUGAAUCUUGAUGCUUAUACCAUCUCACGCUGAUGAACUGCAGGACAGCUUUUGUUGCUGACAUCUAGGAACUGAGCAAUAUGGCAGCGCUAGAAGUCAGAGGGGUGGGUUUAGAUCCAUUUUGUUCAUUUGGUUUAUAAAAACCAUUAGGUAGGCAUUAAUGAGACAAAUACAUACAGCAUUCUCUUUGGCCAGAAAUGUUGUAACAUCUCAACUUAUUUUUGUUCGAAUAUGUUGAUAUUGAAGAGAAAAGCGUUAAGAGUUAUUAUUAUGCAUUGGGCUUCUGGUUCAGUCUUUUCCAACAUGAUACUAUCUCAUAUUUUUCCCAAGAAAAGAGUUUUCUUGUUCUCGAUUCUGCUUUUUUUGCUUCUAAACUAGGACAAGCUGACUUUUGUUGAUCGCAAAUGUGAUUCAAGGUUGAAGACUAAAUGCAAUUAAUGAGUCGUCAUUUAUUAUCAAGCAUCAAAUAUGGUUGCUUGAAAAGCAUUUAUCUGAUUGCUAGUAGUUGGCUUUGUUGUCGGCACUGCCUCUGGAGAAGUCUCUGACAUCAAAUUUCUACAACCUUGUUCAUAGAUUAUAACUCAAGCAAAUCUUCAUGUAAUCUCAUGGAAAUAGACAGGUACUUGUAUACUUGUUACCCUCUCACUUGGUCAAUAUUGUCGGAGCAUCAUGCUACUGAAGACACUGGCAAAGAUUACAAAGGAACUUUGGAACGAGUUGUAGAUAGCUGAAGAUGGACAUGCGCUUUAGCCUCAACAACAUGUAUUAUUGAAUGUUCGAUGAGGCAAAUUUUCAUUUUGAAACUUUUCAGUA